UAACAAAAAGAAAAGUACAUAAUGCAAUGUAAAAAAAAAAAAGUAUUCAAUGCAUUGUAAGCAAAAGGAAAGUUUGUAAUGCAUUGCAACCAAAAGAAAAGUUUGCAAUGCAGUGUAACCAAAAGUUUAUAAUGCAUUGCAUCCAAAAGAAAAGUUUCUAAUGCAAUGUGACCAAAAUUAAAGGUUGGAUUGGUUACAUCCAGGCCUGCCUGCAGCUGGAGCUGAAGCUGUGGGCUCAGCUCUGCCUCCCACCACAUGCUGCAUGUUAUAAACUGCAUUUUGAAGAGCUGCCUGUGCUCCUGCACCCCUCCCUGAAGCUGUUGGUUUUGCAGGGAUGCUGAGGAAGCUGCAGAUCCAGCAGGAGGAGGACCUGCAGUGCGUGGUGGAGGUGGCAGCCCAGAUGUUCAGCGACGGCGUCACCAACUGGGGCCGGGUGGUGACCCUCAUCGCCUUCGGGGCCUUCGUGGCCAAGCACCUCAAGAGCAUCCAGCAGGAGCAGAGCGUCAGCAGCCUGGCUGGGAUCAUCACCGACGCCCUGGUGAACUCCAAGAGGGAGUGGCUGGAGAGCCAGGGGGGCUGGGUGAGUCACCAUUCCUGGGAUUCCGGAGCUUUCCCCGACAUUCCGGCCUUCUCCUGCUCCCGGGGUGGGGGGCAGUGCUGGCUCGCUGUCGCCAGGGGGGUUUGUGGGCUGGCUGAGGUGGUUUGAGGUGAAAAGCAGCUUUUGGAGUGUUCCUGCCUCCAGCUUGGAGGCAGCAUUGCCAAAAUCAGGGCAGCAG
This is a messenger RNA of Zonotrichia albicollis (white-throated sparrow), 776 nucleotides long. NCBI's taxonomy places the organism in Eukaryota, Metazoa, Chordata, Aves, Passeriformes, Passerellidae. The record is from RefSeq and is a predicted model, not a curated record.